UUUUUUGUUGGUUUUCCGACUUUUAACAUGUCUCCAAGAUUUUCUUCGUUUUUAAUUUCUUUUGAUGAUAUUUGUAUUUCUUCCUUCAUCAUCUUCUUUAUUUCUUCCUCAGGUUCUUCAAUUAUUUUAAGAUCUUUCGAAUUACCCUGGUUUUCUUUUCUCUCUCCUUUCAUAUCUGUCUUUCUUUCCUCCUCCUCCUCCAUACUCUCUUCUUUUUCCUUUUCCUUCUCCUCUUCCUUUUUCUCUUCUUUUACUUUAACUUCCUCCUUUUCCUUCUUUUCUUCCAUCUUUUCUUCCUUCUCCUCCUUACUUUCUUUCUUCUCUUCUUUAACUAACUCUUCCAUCUUUUCUUCAUACUUGUUCUUUACCUCAGCUUCUUUCUCAUACUUUCCUUCUGCCUUCACUUCCUUCUCCUCCUUCUCCUCAUUCAUCUCCUCCUUCUUUGCCUCAACUCCCGUUACCUUCACUUCCUCCACCUCAUUCUUUUCAAUCUUUCGUCCUUUUCAAUCUUUUUCAAUCUUUACCGAAACCCAGUAUUUUUUUCAUACAUUUUCACCUUCUUUCAUGGAACUUUUCAUCUUUUCCAUCGAACUUUUCACAUCUUAA
This is a messenger RNA of Meloidogyne enterolobii, 606 nucleotides long. The record is from the annotation of a GenBank genome assembly. Lineage: Eukaryota; Metazoa; Nematoda; Chromadorea; Rhabditida; Meloidogynidae.